GGCCUGUGCUGCAGGUAGCGGCGGAGGAGCCGAGCGGGCGGCCGGGCGAGGCGGCGGCGGCGCGGCCAUGCACUUCUCCAUCCCGGAGACCGAGACCCGUGCCGCGGACGGCGGCGGCGGCGGCGGCGGCGCAGCCUACGUGGCCUACAGCGUCCAUGUGAACGGGGUUCUGCAUUGUCAAGUGCGCUACAGCCAGCUCCUGGGCCUGCACGAACAGCUAAGGAAGGAAUAUGGUGCUAACGUGGUACCCGCCUUUCCUCCAAAGAAGAUCUUUGCUCUCACGCCAGUGGAGGUGGAGCAGCGGCGGGAGCAGCUGGAGAGGUACAUGCAGGCUGUACGCCAGGAUCCCUUACUGGGAAGCAGCGAGAUCUUCAACAGCUUUUUGCGCAAAGCCCAGCAGGAGACGCAGCAGAUCCCCACUGAGGAGGCGCACCUGGAAGUGAUGUUGUCCAAUGGGCAGAAGGUGACGGUCAGCAUCCUCACCUCAGACCAGACGGAGGAUGUCCUGGAGGCUGUGGCCUCGAAGCUCGAUCUGCCGGAGGACUUGAUCGGCUACUUCCAUCUCUUCCUGGUGCGAGAAGCAAAGGACGGAGCCUUUUCCUUCAUCCGGAAGCUGCAAGAGUUCGAGCUGCCGUAUGUUUCAGUCACCAGCCUCCGCAACCCUGAGUACAAGAUCCUUUUCCGGAAGAGCUACUGGGACUCCGCCUACGAUGAAGAUGUCAUGGAGCAGCGGGUGGGACUGAAUCUGCUGUAUGCCCAGACCGUUGCAGACAUUGAGCGGGGCUGGAUCCUGGCCAACAAGGAGCAGCACCGUCAGCUGAAGUCCCUGCAGGAGAAGGUCUCCAAGAAGGAGUUCAUCCGCUUGGCACAGACUCUCAAGUAUUACGGCUAUCUCAAGUUCGACCCGUGCAUCACAGACUUCCCCGAGAAGGGCUGCCACGUCAUUGUUGGCGCAGGGAACAGUGAGCUGAACUUCCAGGUCAAGUUGCCCAAUGACCAGAUCAAGGAGGGGAGUUUCAAGGUGACCCGCAUGCGCUGCUGGCGGGUUACUUCCUCUGUUCCUGUGCAUAAUGGGACAUCUGGCGCCCCUGCUGGCAAGUCAGAGGUGAAGCUGGAACUUGCCUUUGAGUACCUGAUGAGCAAGGACCGCCUGCAGUGGGUUACCAUCACCAGCCCCCAGGCCAUAAUGCUGAGCAUCUGCUUGCAGUCUAUGGUGGAUGAGCUGAUGGUGAAGAAGUCGGGAGGCAGCAUCCGCAAGAUGUUUCGCAGGCGAGCCAACGGACCCCUGCAGCAGCCAGGCAGCCAGCAGGCAGCGAAGUCUCCCCCUCUUCUGGAUUCUCCCGAUACCAGCAGGGAAUCCAUUGCCAAGGUCUCGAGCAAACUCAGCUCGGUCAGCCUGCGGGCCAUCAGCCAUUCCAGCUCCUCUGCGGAUACUGGGGCCAACGAUUUCCAUGGCAACUAUGCCUUCGAGGGCAUUGGUGAUGAGGACCUCUAGCCGCCCUGCCCUGACACAGCAUCGUGGAAUGUCCGAUCGCCUCCUGGUUGAUCUCCAUGUGCCUCAACCCCAGCCCGUCCCGCCGCCCAUCAGCAGGCAGGCGAGGCAGCAGCUGGCGGCUUCAGCUCCAUCCAUGCCAAGCUAGGGUAGUGGACUUUCAGGCCACAAGCAAGCAUCGCUCAGGCCCUUCCCACAGACUCCUGCGUAACUGCCAGGCUUGUAAUCUUGUUUCUCUUCCUGCCGUUUACAGCUGAACAUUAACGACUGUGUGUGAUAACGGUUGAAUAGAUCAUGACUGGGAAUAGGUACUGCUUUCCAAGCUCUCAUCAAGAAAAUGACAUAACUAUACCAGCCCGGGCACCCCAAAUAAAAACCUUUUCCUUUGGA
Molecule: messenger RNA, 1882 nt
Organism: Varanus komodoensis (Komodo dragon)
Lineage: Eukaryota; Metazoa; Chordata; Lepidosauria; Squamata; Varanidae
Gene: SNX17
Product: sorting nexin 17
Exons: 15
Coding region: 68-1495 (475 amino acids)
Biological process (GO): signal transduction; intracellular protein transport
Cellular component (GO): early endosome
Molecular function (GO): phosphatidylinositol binding
Source: RefSeq, a predicted model, not a curated record